Rhodamnia argentea is the source of this 2235-nucleotide messenger RNA. Its product is annotated as probable serine/threonine-protein kinase PBL25. The coding region runs from base 275 to 1531 and encodes 418 amino acids. Gene Ontology annotation, biological process: protein phosphorylation. NCBI's taxonomy places the organism in Eukaryota, Viridiplantae, Streptophyta, Magnoliopsida, Myrtales, Myrtaceae. The record is from RefSeq and is a predicted model, not a curated record. Gene Ontology annotation, molecular function: ATP binding; protein kinase activity. The transcript has 5 exons.
AUUCUCCUCGCAGAUCAGAGAAAAUUUUCAAAUCCUCUUCUCAUAGAAAAGGACCACAAGAUGGCUCGUUCCUCUGGUGAUUGUUCUUCAUCCUGUCGAUUCCAACAUCAGUUGUCUGAGAGGCCCUUUGGAUUGUUGUGAGUGUUUGAAAAUUUGAAGGACCCUUGGCCUUUCACAUUCCUUUCUGGCCUCCAUCAGAGGCCUGUUUUCAUGGUGCUUCUUUUCACAGGACACUUGAUGUGAAAGAAGAGAUUUUCUUAAUCUGGGUCCAGGCAUGAGUUGCUUCCCCUGUUUCUCAUCACACGUGAAACAGAUUAAGAGGGAGCACAUGACUCAAAUCGAAGGCCGUAACGUAUCCGCUGCACCCGGGGCUAAGAAGCAGAAACUAGUCGGCGAAUCCCAAGACAAGCCAAACAAGGUGGACCAUGAAAAAAUCGAAGCGCAACAUUUCACUUUUCGCGAGCUCGCAUCUGCUACAAAUAAUUUUCGACCGGAGCAUCUGUUGGGAGAAGGCGGAUUCAGUAGAGUAUACAAGGGCACUCUUCAAGGUAGCGGCCAGGUGGUGGCUAUAAAGCAACUUGACAGAAAUGGAUUACAUGAAAACAAGGAGUUUCUUGAUGAAGUUUCGACAUUGAGUCUUGUAUGCCAUGACAAUCUGGUCAACCUCCUUGGUUAUUGCGCCGAUGGGGAUCAGAGGCUUCUGGUAUAUGAAUACUUGCCUGGGGGGACUGUGGAAGAUCAUCUGCUUGGUACCAAAAGCUUCCCACCAAACCCAAAAGCAAACAAAAAAGAUAUUGGGCCAAAUGAGGAACCUUUGGACUGGCUCAUGAGGAUGAAGAUUGCGUGUGGUGCAGCGAAAGGUCUGGAGUAUUUGCACGGCAGCUGCAAUCCCCCUAUUAUACAUGGUUAUCUUAAGCCCACAAACAUCUUGUUGGACGAAGAAUUUAAGCCAAAGCUGUCUGAUUUUGGACUGGCGAAGCUUGGAUCUGCUAAUAAUAAGAUGCAUGUGUCGUCAAGGGUGAUGAAGACUUAUGGCUAUUGUGCUCCAGAAUACACAACAACAGGACAGUUAACACCGAAAUCUGAUGUGUAUAGUUUUGGAGUAAUUUUACUAGAACUCAUCACUGGAAGGAGAGUAAUUGACACCACGAAACCCAGCGAGGAGCAGAAUCUAGUCGCUUGGGCAUAUCCGAAAUUCCGAGAUCCUAAACUGUUCCCACAAAUGGCAGAUCCGCUACUCCAGGGGAAAUUUCCCGAGAAAGACUUGAAUCAAGCCGUUGCUAUCUCUGCGAUGUGUCUGCACGAAGGAGCAUCAGUGAGACCGCUGAUGAGUGAUGUCGUGACUGCUCUCAGUUUUCUUUCAGGGGCAUCAGAUGAGAGAUUGUGUUCGUCUCUUGCAGAUCCCGUGCUUCAUUCCCCCGAGGAAGACGAUGGUCAAACAGAACAUGACGUCGACAGUGACAGCAGACAAGAUCACUGCAGAGACCAUUCCGAUGUGUUGGGCAUAGACGAGAAAAUGUUGUCAUGUUAAGAUCAGUUUCCAUGGUGAGAAGAGGGAGUUUUCUGAUCUUGAUGAUAAAAUGGGUGAGAAUGAUGACCAGCAAAUCGUUGGGGAAGCCAAAUGAAUAUAUUCCCAUUCAAGCUACCUCAACAACAUGUCAUUCACCGGAUGAAGAAGCCUCCUUCGGGAAAACGAAAGAAGCAGGAUGCAGAUGAAACGGGAGCAUCUCUCAAGUGGCAGGCAGAAUCAGGUGCCAAUCUCAUGAUGCAGAUGAUGUCUAGAUCAUGAAACCAGCAUGAGAUUGGAAAAGGAGCAGCUUAUGGAUCCUGCAAAAGAUGCUAGGUAGAUGUAGUGAAGGUCCUAGCUUGACUGUCAUACGAAGGCGAGAUCACAGUGGGCGGGAAGUGUUCCUUUAGGUGACAAAGGCGAGCGAGAUCAAUGGAAACAGGAGUGUCUUCUAGGACAUAGAGCAGGUGGGACUGAGAGAUGACAUCUGCUCUGUAUUUUCUGUUUUCACCAGUAUGGAUCACGGUGUGUGAUUAAGCCAAAACAGCAACUGGGACUUGUAGAUGGAAGUGUUUAGUCCUGGAUUCCCAUUGGUUCCAUAGAGUUUUAGCUAGCGUUUACAUUUGAUGUUUCUUUGUGGGAAGGCUUUACGUUUUGAUCUGAAGUCAGUCCUUUUGCAAUUAGGUAGUUUCUUAUCUCUGCAAUUUUUUUUUUUCUGAAAGCACUGU